Penaeus indicus is the source of this 4106-nucleotide messenger RNA. RefSeq names its product aprataxin and PNK-like factor. The coding region runs from base 229 to 1980 and encodes 583 amino acids. Gene Ontology annotation, molecular function: protein binding; DNA-(apurinic or apyrimidinic site) endonuclease activity; 3'-5' exonuclease activity. Gene Ontology annotation, cellular component: site of double-strand break; nucleus. Lineage: Eukaryota; Metazoa; Arthropoda; Malacostraca; Decapoda; Penaeidae. The transcript is spliced from 9 exons. Gene Ontology annotation, biological process: double-strand break repair. The record is from RefSeq and is a predicted model, not a curated record.
GUGACGUCAUCGAAAGAGGGCGUGUUCUGAGUGAACGCGACGUGCCAAGCUACGCCUCCUAUACAUGUUGAUACGAGAAAUAAGGAAGAAGAUAAUAAAUAGUAAGGAGGAUAAGUACGUGGAAGAUAACAGGACUUUCGAGUUCCUGAAGCGAGUUAGUAUCGAGGGAGAAGUGGAUGAGAGGAGACGUAUCAGCUGAUUCUCUGAGAUAAGAAACUCCUAGCCAGCAUGAGUGUCACUCUAGUUCGAGUAGCUGGCCCGGGCGAGGAUGACAGAAUUAUUAAACUGAGUAACUUCAAGAUUCCGUUGACUCUUCCAGCUAUACUAGGGAGAGGAUCUUUAUUGAAGUGUGGCGAGAGAAAGUUGUCAAGACGCCAUGCAUGCCUUGACUGGGAUGAUGAUGAUCUUCUACUAACCUCAACACAUCAGAACCCAACCUAUGUGUUAGUUGGAGGUGAAGAGAAGCAGUUGACGAAUGGCGAUUCUGCCCAGCUUUCACACGGAGACCAGUUUGGGCUUAUGCAGAAUGGCUUUUGGUUCAGGCUUAAUCUCAGCAGUGCCAAUGCAGAGACAGACAAGUCCCCCAGUGCCGCAACAGCAAGCAAGAACACGAGCAAGGACGUCGAUGAGGAAGAGGUAGCAGGCCAGAGUAAAGACAUUGUAGAAAAUGGUCAAGAUGAAGCAGCUGAGUCCAGUUCAAAGGCAGAGGAAAGCAAUGGAAUCAAUAACAAUGUGGAAAAUAAUGUUGCAAAAGAGAAGGAGGAAGAGGAUGAGGUAGAGAAAAGCAAUAAAGACGAAGAAAAGGAAGCGGCAGAAACAGUGGAAAAAAAAUCCAAGGAUGUCCAAAACGGCUGCUCAGAUCUCAAAGAUUCAAAUGGUUCAGAAGAUGCCUCUCCACAAGAAAAAUUAGCUCAGGACAUACAGGCAGCAGUGUCUCCAAGAAAGAGGAAUCUACCCUCGUGGUUAUUAAAGGCCAGCACAAAGAAACCAGAGGAAAAGGAGAGUGCCCAGACUGCAAAGAGUACACAUGGAGGUGACAAGAAGCGCACAACUAAUGCAAAGCGCAAACAACCUGAUGCUUCUGAAGAUACACCAUCAAAGGUUAAAAGACAAGCUGUGGGUGAUGAAGAUACCACUCCAAAACAGAAAGCAAAAUCACCUGCCAAACCAAAGCUGUCAAAGCUCCAUGAUGUGAGUGACGAAAGUGGUGAUGAAGGCCAGAGCAAUCAACAGAAGAGGACCAAGCAGAGCACCCCAAGGAAAGGCAUAAAGCAGACCCCCAGUCCCAGAAAGAGUCCGGCAGCCAAGAAAUCUCCUUUAAAGAAUGCCGGCAAAAGUCUCCACGAUAUGAGUGAUGAGAGUAGUGAUGAAGACAUAGAACAAUCCAGUAAUGUUGCUAAAAAGGAAAACAAAAGUCCUACUAACAAGAAUAAAGCCCCAAGUAAACAGUUGGAAUCAGAUGAGGAGACACAAGGGACAUCUACUGCAAAUAGAAGAAAAGCAGCUGCAGCUACGCCAUCACCCGUCAAAAGAAAGAAACGUGCCAGAAGGUCAUGCCAGUAUGGGUCUAACUGUUAUAGGAAGAACCCUAGCCACAGGGCACAGUUUGCUCACAUUGGAGACUCAGAUUACCAGGAAGAAGAAUCAGCAUCAGAAGACCCAGAUGACGAUCGUCCUCAGUGCGAGUAUGGAGUUGACUGUUACCGUACAAAUAAAAAACACCGCAAAGAAUAUCGCCAUAGCAGGGUUCCACAGCCCAAGAGAAGAGCUAAGCACAGAGCACAAAAAAAGAAGGCAGAUGGGGGAAGCGACUCCGAAGAUGAGUAUGACUACGAUGACCCCUUCCUGAAUGACGAGAGCUCGGAUGACUACGCACCAACGGACUCAGACUCGGACUCCCCAAUUGAGGAUGCAGAGGAAGAGGACAACACGAGUAGAAUGUUGAAAGAAGCAAAGAAAUUCAUUAGAAAAAGGAGAUGAAGAUGAUACUGUGUUUGUAUCACCUUUUCUUUGAUGUGAGAGCCUUUGCUGUGGUGAUUUGAGAGAUUAUGUUUACAAUGACUUUUGCAAUAUGACUUUAAUAAGAUGACACUUAUUGAUUAUGUCUGAUUAUUUUCUACUUUUUUUAUUAAGGAAAGAGACUUGGUGAAUCAAAUCUAUACCAUUUAAUGGAUAUCAUUCUAUUCAUCUCGAACAUUAUUUAGCAGAUUGAAGAAUAAUGCAGAACCUUUUUGAACUAAAGCUUUGGAAAAGUAGUAUGUAGUGACACUGAAAAUGAUACAAAAACGUUAUUGUUAAACAAGUAACAAGUAAAGUAAGAAAGGCAGUAGGAAACACUGACCAUUUACACUUACAAAUGAUCACUCACCAUCUUUUUGCUGGUUAUUAGCUAGUUAGUCACUGUUUAAUACCAGUUUUUCAUCAGAUUUUUAAUGAAAGAAACGUUUUGCUUAAGUAGACUAUGAUAACUGAAGUACACAUUUUGGUACCAGCGUUUCUUGAGGAGGUGAGGAAGAUGAUGUAGUCAGCUUCAUUUUCAUUGACUUUGGUGUUUAAAUUCAAUUAUUUGACUAAAUAUUUCAUACCUCAUGUGACAUCAAGGGUUGUACCACAAAAUGUUACUUUAUACUGUCAUGUUGACGAAAGAGUACCUGCUGUACAGUAUUAUUUACAUGCUAUUAGAUGUAACCCCUGAGAGGAGCUAAUUAGUUUUAAUUGUGAAUUUGGUUAUCAUGCUAGAAAAUUGAAAGACGUGGAACAAUCACUUUGGAAUAACCUGUUGACUACAUCAUCUGGUCCAACUAUUUUCAGCUUCAGAUAGUUUGACACUCACUUUUAUUCUUAAAUGAACUUUUUUAAGGUCUUUCUGGAUAGAACAGGAACUCACUUCAUAUUUAGAAGGAAUAAUGGAUUCUGUUAUUUUAUGUGUUGUUAGUAUUUUAAACUAAGUUAACAGUUCCGUAAAGCAAAGAAUCAUGGAAAAGGAUUCAUUCAUUACUAAUUUUGGCUCAUGUUAUUAGCAUCCUUAUUGAAAUUAUGUUCAUUACUAGUAAUAUUGCUGCAAUAUAUAAAUAUAUUUUUAUAAUGUUAAAAACUCUAUGAAUCAUUUAAAGACAAAGGAGUACAAACUCUCAAAAGAUGUUGACAAUGAUUUGAUGUGUACUGUCAUAUACUCAUGAAUGGGUCACAGAUGGUAGGGAAAUUGACUGUGAUAAUAAGGAAUUGGAUCAGAUAUGCUUCUGUACUUUUUUUUCGUCUUCUACCCCUUAUUCCUUCAUAGGUAAAUGUCUAAAUUAUAACUCGAUUUUAAAUGUAAGCCUUCAUUGUAGUUUAUGUGAAAUAUAUAAUUUUCAAUAUAUGUCGGGUCAAAACUAGCACAGGUAUAAUGCAAUACAAACCAUGGUGAUCCUACAGUUUGGGUAAAUCAAGGGAAUAUAAUAAUUUUGAUAGGUAGCAGUGCUAAGCAUUUCAGUGUUAUGAACUUCUUAUAUAGUCUUCAUUAAUGAUAUGCUUACUUCUGCAAUAUGAACUAAAUUAAGCCUUUUAUGUGUGUAUGCAUGCAUGCAAGCACAUGGGUAUGAGUGCAUAUGUGUGUCUGAUUUAUAAGACUGCACUGUUAAGGAUAUGAUAUUUCUAAUUUUACAUUUGAUUUUGUAUAAAACAACCAUAUGUAUAUGUAUAAGUUUGUAUAUAAAAAUGUUUUAUUCUAUAUACACAUGUUGAUUUUCAUUUAAGUCAAGGAAUAUAGUGUAGCUGCUAUAGGAAACAUACCCAGUGAUAUAUUGUGUAUAUUAUUCAGUAAAAAAAUGUUUUUGAGGCUGCUAUAUAAAAGGGAAGUGAUACUUAAAGAAACACAGAUCGUACUUUAAUAAGAGUUACUCAGUAGUUCACUGUAGUUCUUUUCAUAUUCCUUUUUUUUUUUCUCUUUUUUUCUUUUUUUCUUGGUGUAAAAAUUGUUUUUAUGUAAAUUUUGUAUUCAUUUUUGUGUGAUAAUGACAAUGCAGCUGGAUUUGCAAAAUGAAUUUUACCCAUGAACCAAAAAUAUCUGCACAGCUGAUCUAAUGAAUAAUGUAACAUUUUUUUUAUAAUAAAUUUCAAAAUAUCUA